UCAAUGCGUGCUGUUGCUGGACGAAGCUGAGUCCUAUACAGCGCUCGCUGCUCUCCCGAUCAUGGCUUCUUCGAGUUCCUUCACCUACUGUUGCCUUCCAUCUUCCUCCCCUAUCUGGCCAGAACCGCUGUAUAGUCUGAGACCUGAGCACGCGCGGGAGCAGUUGCAAGACGACUCAGUGGAAACAGUCACGUCCAUAGAACAGGCCAAAGUAGAAGAGAGGAUCCAGGAAGUCUUCAGUUCUUACAAAUUUAACCACCUAGUACCAAGGCUCAUUUUGCAGAGGGAGAAGCACUUCCAUUAUCUGAAAAGAGGCCUUCGACAGCUGACAGAUGCCUACGAGUGUCUGGAUGCCAGCCGCCCCUGGCUCUGCUACUGGAUCCUGCACAGCUUGGAACUCCUAGAUGAACCCAUCCCUCAAAUAGUGGCCGCAGACGUGUGUCAGUUCCUGGAGCUGUGUCAAAGUCCUGAAGGUGGCUUUGGAGGGGGCCCUGGGCAGUACCCACACCUUGCACCCACGUAUGCAGCUGUCAAUGCGCUGUGCAUCAUUGGCACGGAGGAAGCCUACAACGUCAUUAACAGAGAGAAGCUUCUUCAGUAUUUAUACUCCCUGAAGCAACCCGAUGGCUCUUUCCUCAUGCACGUGGGAGGUGAGGUGGAUGUGAGAAGUGCAUACUGUGCCGCCUCGGUGGCCUCUCUAACGAACAUCAUCACUCCAGACCUCUUUGAAGGCACAGCCGAAUGGAUAGCAAGGUGCCAGAACUGGGAAGGUGGCAUUGGUGGGGUGCCAGGGAUGGAAGCCCAUGGCGGCUACACCUUCUGUGGCUUGGCUGCGCUGGUCAUCCUUAAAAAGGAACGCUCUUUGAACCUGAAGAGCUUGCUACAAUGGGUGACGAGUAGGCAGAUGCGAUUUGAAGGAGGAUUUCAGGGCCGCUGCAACAAGCUGGUGGACGGCUGCUACUCCUUCUGGCAGGCAGGGCUUCUGCCCCUGCUGCACCGAGCCCUGCACGCUCAAGGUGACCCUGCCCUCAGCAUGAGCCACUGGAUGUUCCAUCAGCAGGCCCUGCAGGAGUACAUUCUGAUGUGCUGCCAGUGCCCAGCGGGGGGCCUGCUGGACAAGCCCGGCAAGUCCCGUGACUUCUACCACACCUGCUACUGCCUGAGUGGCUUAUCCAUUGCCCAGCAUUUCGGAAGUGGAGCCUUGCUGCACGACGUGAUCAUGGGUGUGCCUGAAAAUGCUCUGCAGCCCACUCACCCUGUCUACAACAUUGGGCCCGACAAGGUGAUCCAGGCCACCACACACUUUCUGCAGAAGCCAGUCCCAGGCUUUGAGGAAUGUGAAGACAAGUUGACCUCAGAUCCGACCACCGACUAGAGGACCGCAUGGCUCCCCCAGCUCCCCCGUCAGACAAGGUUUCUCCGUCUGGGUAGCUUAUGUGAGCCUCGGCCGCUUUGGAGUUAUGGUUUCUCUGUCCUUGCCUGUCAAACAAAACAAAGCCAGCAGCUCUGGGUUUGGAAUACACAGUGGUGUGAUUUUUUUAAAAAUUAUUUUCAUACCUGUCAAGCCAAAACUCUGUGAGCCUGCAUAGUGGGGUUGGAGGAGAGCGGUGCAUGCUGGGAAGAAGCCACCUCUCCUGGCAGCCAGCAGCC
Molecule: messenger RNA, 1650 nt
Organism: Chionomys nivalis (European snow vole)
Lineage: Eukaryota; Metazoa; Chordata; Mammalia; Rodentia; Cricetidae
Product: protein farnesyltransferase subunit beta-like
Exons: 1
Coding region: 62-1375 (437 amino acids)
Biological process (GO): protein farnesylation
Cellular component (GO): protein farnesyltransferase complex
Molecular function (GO): protein farnesyltransferase activity
Source: RefSeq, a predicted model, not a curated record